AUGUUGAUGGAAUGGCUUCGAGGGAGGUCUGAUAACGCACCCGCCGCACCGGAAAAACCGGUACGGAGAAAGACGUUAGAUGUGGACCCUGAAACGCCACUCGAGCCUUCACCUGCAGAGGAUGCCUCACAACGCGAGGAAAUGCUUCGAAGGAAGUUGGCUGCUAGCGCUAAGGAAGGCCCAUCAUCUCCGGCCAAAUUGGUCAGCUAUGAAUCCAUGUUUCGUGGGGUGCAGCGACUCCUCAUGGAAGGGAGCUUUGGUGAAAUAAACGAGGGACUUUCGCUUAAUUUGGCGCGUAAUGCACAAAAUGUGAUGAUUUCGUCGAAGUGUGUCCUUGUUUCCCCACAAAUGUCACACUGGGAAGUGGGGUUUCAAAUGAAUGGGUUUUCCGAUAUUGUAGCGGCUUCCUACAACACACUGAGUCGCUGGAGUCUGAUGUACCAGCGUGUGAGCAGCACGGGUGCUCUACUACUCGCCCAGUGCAUGGCUCAGAAACAGCAAGGUAUGACUCAGGGCACGGUGGUGGGGAUGAUUCAGUAUCCAUGGGUCUACGGCGGCUGCACUCUGGCACAGUACGUUAAGAACCAAUCAUUAACACUGAGUCAUGCUCAACGAAUUGUACGUGGGGUGCAUGUUGGCUCCAGUUUAUCGUGGGAUUCUAUGACAAAGGGGACCUCGCUUUCUCACGGAUUUAUGGCCGUAACCCCAUCAAAGAAAGGAUCUUUGUCUGGGGAAUGGACUCCAGGUAAGGGCGAAUGGAAGCUGGCGCUUACAAAAAAAGAUUGGGCUCACGAUGCUGAGUUUGCUAUGCAGCUUGACCACACUCAAAAAGAAGAAGAAAUGGUAAGCCAGUUAAGUUUUGGCCUACGUAAACAGUUUAUCGGUGGUGGCUCAAUGAGUGCCGUGCUUAGCGGGUUUUCCGUAGUAAAGGCGGCCGUGGAGUUGCCCUAUGGCGGUGAGCGCAGUGGACUAAAUCAGAUUAACUGCAUGUACAAUGCCCAGUACAACAUCCGUUCCGGCGCGCUAAAGCAUGGGCUUAUCUUUACUGCGUAG
Messenger RNA from Trypanosoma rangeli, 1053 nucleotides. RefSeq lists its product as uncharacterized. The record is from RefSeq and is a predicted model, not a curated record. The transcript has a single exon. The coding region runs from base 1 to 1053 and encodes 350 amino acids. NCBI's taxonomy places the organism in Eukaryota, Euglenozoa, Kinetoplastea, Trypanosomatida, Trypanosomatidae.